Messenger RNA from Phaedon cochleariae (mustard beetle), 2309 nucleotides. Lineage: Eukaryota; Metazoa; Arthropoda; Insecta; Coleoptera; Chrysomelidae. The record is from the annotation of a GenBank genome assembly.
AACUUUGAGAUUAGCAGUGGGGAUUACCUGUGAUUUUGUUUUUAAAGUAUCAGCGAAACCAGAGAAAACCUGACAAAAAUCAUAGUGAAAUAGCAGAAAUCAAAAAGGAAAAUUCGAUUUCUAUUAUCACGAUAUGUGGGUCUGUUACAAAAUUUGUAUUUGUAUUAGUGAUGAGUAGAUAAUAACUACAAGACUUCCCCUCAACGGUGAUUCCGAUCCCAGACACCUUGCCCUGACCUCAUGGUGAUUGCACUAGACCAUAGAUACAAAUCCAGACAUCCAGAGAAAUAUACUAUACUUUCAAGAGUGUUUUAUUAAGACUAAACAUCUCUAUUGGACUCCCCAUAGGCAUCUAUAUUUCAGUGAUUGCCAGGUGGGUAGGUGUGAGAGGGACUACCCACGAUUCAACUUCUAUAAAAAGAUAUCUGAGAGGGUAUAUCUGAUUAUAAUUUCAAAAAUUGUGUGUUCCCAGUCAUGAUGGUAUUUGAAAAUGAAAAAUUAGUCAUAUUGUAUGGUUCACAAACUGGUAAUGCUCAAGAUUUAGCUGAACGGAUCUGGAGAGAAUCAAAACGUUUUUAUUUUAGAACAACUGUUAAAGCAUUAGAUGACUAUGAUAUUUCAGAAUUGCAGAAUGAAAAAUGCAUAAUAUUUGUCUGCUCAACUACUGGACAAGGUGAAGAACCUGAUAAUAUGAAGAUAUUCUGGAAGUUUCUGCUGAGAAAAAGUCUACCAACAACAAUUUUGACUAACUUGAAAUAUGCUGUACUGGGUCUUGGUGACUCUAGCUACACCAAAUUCAACUUCGUAGCGAAGCGGCUCCAUAAAAGGUUGCUACAAUUAGGUGCAAACACAAUUCUUCCUCUUGGCCUAGGUGAUGAUCAACAUGACCUAGGAUAUGAUGCUGCAGCAGAUCCUUGGAUUGAAGAUCUUUGGAAUAACUUGUUGAUAUUGUACCCCCUUCCAAAUCAUGUACAGCCACUCUCAAAGGAUUUCACAAUAAUACCAAGGUGGUCUGCGUCCACAUCCGAGAUUCACAAGGCAAUCAGUAACCAGCAACCACUUCAUCUUUAUUCAAAAAAGGCUACAGAUUUCACAGCGGUAGUUAUUGAAAAUAGAAGACUAACAUCUCCUGACCAUUUUCAAGAUAUAAGGUUGAUUAGGUAUAGUUGCAAAGGCCAGAAUUAUUCUCCUGGAGAUGUUUUUGUAGUUCGACCUAGAAACUUACCUAGUCAGAUAGAAGAAUUUAUGAAAGUACUCUUCUCAAAUGGUGUCAACUGUCCACUAGAUUCCGUAUUUAUCAUUGGACAAAAUGAUGAUAUUCCAGUUCCAGAUGCCUUAAAAUACGAAGUUACUUUCCGGCAAUUGUGUUCAGAGUAUUUCGAUUUGAUGUCUAUACCAAGAAGGCAUGUUUUCAAUAUAUUAUCACAAUUAACAGAUAGUGAAUUAGAAAAAGAAAAAUGUCUGGAGUUCACAACAGCAGAAGGACAACAAGAUCUGUAUUCCUAUACGAAUAGACCCAGGAGGAAUAUUGUUGAAGUUUUAGCAGACUUUCCUCAUGCCACAAAGAAUUUGACGUUGGAAACAUUGUUGGAGAUAAUGCCACCCAUAAAACCUAGAGAAUUUUCGAUAGCUAGCAGCAAAAAGUAUCAUCAAGAUGAAGUACAUAUACUUCUUGCAGUAGUGAAAUACAGAACAAAAUUAGUGAAAGAACGGUUAGGGCUAGGUUCCAAUUAUUUAGCUGGGCUACAAAAAGGAGAUGAAGUAACAGCAGUAAUAAGAAAAGGAUCUUUCAGAUUCCUAAAUGAUCCGGAGAUUCCAGUUAUAAUGGUCGGACCAGGCACUGGUGUAGCUCCUUUCAGAAGUUACAUACAUCAAAGACUGGCCGAACGAAAUUGUAAUCAAGACAACUUGAUCCUUUUUUUUGGCUGUAGAUACCAGAACAAAGACUUUGUUUGCAAGGAGGAAUUCGUUGAGUUAGCUGUAGAAAAGAAACUGACAUUAAUAACUGCCUAUUCUAGGGAAGGAAAUACAAAAGUGUACGUCCAAGAUCAAAUAGUGAAAAAUGGGUCGUUGGUGUGGACAGCUCUACAAAGAAAAGCAUUCAUUUAUAUUGCUGGAAACUCCAAGAAUAUGCCACGGGGUGUGAGAGAAGCUUUCAUCGAGGUUUGCAAAGAAUAUGGUUGUAUGUCUGAAGAAGUUGCAGCAUGUUUCAUCAAUGAUUUAGAGAAAACUGGCCGAUACCAAACUGAAUGCUGGAGUUGACAUGGGAUAAGCAUGUUUAUGUAGUAAAUUAUACAUUCAGGGUAUUC